Messenger RNA from Schistosoma spindalis, 1119 nucleotides. Lineage: Eukaryota; Metazoa; Platyhelminthes; Trematoda; Strigeidida; Schistosomatidae. The record is from the annotation of a GenBank genome assembly.
CAGCGUAGUUUGAAGUUUGUAGAAACACAUAACGCGCGCUGGCUAACCUCGGUUUUCAUCAAAUCUUUAGUUCCACUUUAGUAUAUGGGAAUUCAGAGAUCUUCUGCGGAAUCACCUAUGGACGCUGACUCUACAUCUGUCAGGGUCGCUGUGAGAAUUCGACCUCAGAGUGCUAAGGAGAAAGCUGGAAUGAGUCAUAUAUGUACUACAGUUGCCUCGAAUGAACCUCAAAUAGUUAUUGGAAAAGAUGCUACGUUUACUUAUGAUCACGUUUUCAAUAUGAACGCUUGUCAGGAUCAUAUCUUCCAAACCUUGGCAAAGCCACUGAUUGAUGGCUGUAUGGAUGGAUAUAACGCAACAAUAAUAGCUUAUGGUCAGACGGGUUCUGGAAAAACAUAUACUAUGGGUACAGGUUUUGAUUUCAACUGCAGUCACACGGAUGCUGGAAUCAUUCCGCGUGCUGUCCAGUAUUUAUUUGCUAGCGUAUCAAAGCGCAGAGCUGAAGCCGCUGCAAAACAACAACCAGUUCCUGAAUUUAAGGUUGUCGCACAGUUUUUGGAGCUUUACAAUGAGGAGUUGGUUGACCUACUUGAUUCUGAAAAAAUUCAAAAACCUCAUCUAAGAUUGCAUGAAAACGCACAAGGGGAUAUAUAUUUGACCGGUGUAUCUACUAGACUUGUAUCAAGUUUGGAUGACACCCUAAAAUGUCUUCGUGAUGGCUCACUAAUCAGAAGUACAGCUAGUACUAAUAUGAAUACUCAAUCCUCUCGUUCCCACGCUAUAUUUACAUUGCACAUUAGACAACAGAGAUUAUUAAAAUAUGAAGAGGAUUCCAGUGGACAAAAGAAAGAUGUUCAGUCGGACGCAGAUCCUGAUCCUGAUUCUACAGUUACUGACCAAGUGCCUGAAUAUGAAACACUAACUGCGAAAUUUCAUUUCGUCGACCUUGCCGGCAGUGAACGUCUUAAACGAACUGGUGCUACUGGCGAUCGUGCCAAAGAGGGUAUAUCAAUCAAUCGCGGUUUAAAUAAUUAAAUAAUUUAUCAAGUUAAUUUAAUUAACACCAACUCCCUUGAAUUUAUGUUAUUCAAUAGCUUGUUAAUAAAUGGCAAACUUAUA